Messenger RNA from Dipodomys ordii (Ord's kangaroo rat), 2415 nucleotides. It is a transcript of the gene Angpt2, whose product is annotated as angiopoietin 2. The coding region runs from base 224 to 1711 and encodes 495 amino acids. The transcript is spliced from 9 exons. Gene Ontology annotation, molecular function: receptor tyrosine kinase binding. Gene Ontology annotation, biological process: Tie signaling pathway; angiogenesis. The record is from RefSeq and is a predicted model, not a curated record. NCBI's taxonomy places the organism in Eukaryota, Metazoa, Chordata, Mammalia, Rodentia, Heteromyidae.
GAGUGGCAGCGCCCCGGCCAGCAGGACGCCCUUCCCGCCGCGGCUGACAGCUCCUUCAGGAGCCAGCCUGUCACUGCAGGGGGAGAAAGAGAAGGCUUUCAUUGAUGGGCUCAGCCAUGCAGCCCGGCCCUGCGCUCUAGACUCCAGGCAGCCCAGGGGCCAGCCCGACUGGGACUUUGCUGAACCCGUGGUUUAUGACCAGAGAGAGAGAGAGACAGAGAGAAUGUGGCAGUUUGUUUUCUUUACUUUGGGCUGUGAUCUUGUCUUGGCCGCAGCCUACAACAACUUUCGGAAGAGUGUGGAUAGCACGGGGAAAAAGCAGUACCAGGUCCAGCACGGGCCGUGCAGCUAUACAUUCCUGCUGCCCGAGACGGACAGCUGCCGCGUGGCCUCCAGCCCCUACGUGUCCAAUGCGGUGCAGAGGGACGCGCCCCCCGACUACGACGACUCCGUGCAGCGGCUGCAGGUGCUGGAGACCAUCAUGGAGAACAACACACAGUGGCUGAUGAAGCUUGAGAGUUACAUCCAGGACAACAUGAAGAAGGAAAUGGUAGAGGUCCAGCAGAAUGCAGUGCAGAAUCAGACCGCUGUGAUGAUAGAAAUUGGGACGAACCUGCUGAAUCAAACAGCGGAGCAAACACGGAAACUGACUGACGUGGAAGCCCAGGUCCUCAACCAGACGACAAGACUUGAACUUCAGCUUCUGGAACAUUCCCUUUCUACCAACAAAUUAGAAAAACAGAUUUUGGACCAGACCAGUGAAAUCAACAAAUUACAAGAUAAAAACAGUUUUCUAGAGAAGAAGGUGCUGGACAUGGAGGGUAAGCACACGGUGCAGCUGCAGUCCAUGCGCGAGGAGAAGGAGCAGCUGCAGGUGCUGGUGUCCAGGCAGCACUCGGUCAUCGAGGAGCUGGAGAAGCAGCUGCUCACGGCCACCGUGAACAACUCCGCCCUUCAGAGACAGCAGCACGAUCUGAUGGAGAAAGUCAGCAACCUCAUGGUCCUGAUGGCAGCCUCCAACUCCAAGAGCUCCUUUUCUGUGAAAGAAGAACAGAUCGUUUUCAGAGACUGUGCUGAAGUUUUCAAAUCAGGACUGACCACCAGCGGCAUCUACACACUAACCUUUCCCAACUCCACGGAAGAGGUAAAGGCCUACUGCGACAUGGAGACGGGCGGAGGCGGGUGGACGGUCAUCCAGCACCGCGAGGACGGCAGUGUGGACUUCCAGAGGACGUGGAAAGAGUAUAAAGUGGGGUUUGGCAGUCCUUCAGGAGAGUACUGGCUGGGGAAUGAGUUUGUCUCACGGCUGACCAAUGAGCAGCGCUACGUGCUGAAGAUCCAUCUGAAGGACUGGGAGGGGAACGAGGCCUACUCGCUCUACGAACACUUCUAUCUGUCCAGUGAGGAGCUCAACUACAGGAUUCACCUCAAAGGACUCACAGGCACGGCGGGCAAAAUAAGCAGCAUUAGCCAACCAGGAAAUGACUUUAGCACAAAGGAUGCGGACAACGACAAAUGUAUCUGCAAGUGCUCCCAGAUGCUCACGGGAGGUUGGUGGUUUGAUGCGUGUGGGCCUUCGAACUUGAAUGGAAUGUACUACCCACAGAGGCAGAACACGAACAAGUUCAACGGUAUUAAGUGGUAUUACUGGAGGGGGUCAGGCUACUCACUCAAGGCUACAACCAUGAUGAUCCGACCAGCAGACUUCUGAGCGUCUGCACCAGGAAGACUGUUCUACGCCCAAAGCGUCGACCAGACACCGCCUGGGUGCUCGGGAGCUGCAGGCCCGAGAGGGCCCGAGCACCUCGCCACUUGGGCCUGCCUCGCUCAGUGAACCUCGGGAAACCCGAGGAAGCCGUGCCGUGGCUCUGUGGUCUCACAGAGGCGAAUUCAGGGCUCGUCACCCCAACCACUGCAGCCUGUGCGUCUACACCACAACCAAGCACGUCCCGGGCGAGCUGUCGUAAAUAACUGGAAAGCAGAAUGCCAGUGCCACACAGGGUCCCGGAGCCGUGCUCCUCCAGGCACUGUCACUGUCUGCAGACUAUGUACAGCCCUGGGUCCUGAGCUCACCUCGCUAGCUCACUGAAAAGGAAUACCACACUCUGUAAGCCAUAAAACAUAUACGUGCAUUCAGGGAUUCCCAGGAAGUGGCUAUCACAGUUCAAUAUUCUGAAAAAAGUGCAUUUUUUAUUCCUCUUAGGUGCUUCAAAUGUUCCUUCUGAAACAGUAUAUUUAUAUUAUCUGUUGACUGCUUAGUUUUAAUUUAAUGCUCAAAGAAUAUAUACUGCAAAAAGUGAGAACUUCCAGGAGCUCUGAAAUCACUGGGUGGGUGUUUGUAUGAUGAUUUACUAUCUGUUUGGCCUGGCUGUGAAAUAUGAAGGUAUUUUUAGUAAUUAAAUAUAACUUAUUAGA